AUGCUGUGCGUGCAGAUGAUGGCUACGGGCAAGGAAGUCGCGACUCUAAAGUUGUCCGAGUAUCCGGAGAUGGCUUGCGUGCGCGCUUUGAAGCGGCACCUGUCGUCUGUGUGCGGAUGUCCCAGGUUUAAGCAGCGGAUACUGAGAGAUGGCACUAUUCUCGCCGACGAUACCAAGCUCGAGGUGCUGGCCGAACAGACCCUGCAGCUUGUGCUUCUGGAGUUCUUGCCGACGACCGAGUCUGAAGUUCAAGAGCUCUUGUCAGCGGCAGCCAACAGCGACCAUGCGAAGUUAGAGGCCCUGCUGCAGAGGCCUCAGGAUCCUGAUUUGGGUGCCGAGCCCCCUCUCCUUGCCUCGUGCCGCGAUGGGCACCUGGAAGUCGUGCGCCUGCUGCUCGAGGCUGAGGCGGAUGUGAACCGCCACGAUCGCCAUCUGUAUACACCCUUGGCGAGAGCGUCUUCGAGCGGACAUGUGGAAGUCGUCGACCUGUUGCUGCAGACAAAGGUUGACAAGAACCAGGCCGGCCGCACCGGCUGGACCCCCUUGUCUUUGGCAUCAGCGGACGGUCAUGCCGAAGUUGUUCGUCAGCUGCUCAAGGCUGGAGUGGACACGAAUGCCGGCAACCGGACCGGGCGAACGCCCUUGGCCUGGGCCUGCAGCCACGGCCACGCAGAGGUUGUCAGAUUGCUGCUGGAGUCCAAGGUCGAGCCUGACCGGCCAAACCUUUCGGGCUGGACCCCGGCGGCUUUCGCUUCAACCCGCGGCCAUGUGGGGGUUCUUCGAUUGCUCUUGGAGGCCAGGGUCCACGCAGACACGGAAGAUGUUUCUGGAAGGACACCACUGCUCUGGGCCUCGACCCAUGGGCAUGCAGAAGUGGUCUGCCUUCUUCUUGAAGCUCGGGCAGACAAGGACAAGGUCAGCCACAAGGGCAAAAGCGCACUGGCAAGGGCUGCACGCAAGGGUCACUCCGAGGUGGUGCGCCAUUUGCUCGACGCCAAGGCUGCCGCGGGUGAUGCUCUCCUUUCUGCUUUGUCCUCCGGCCAUGCGGAAGUGGUGCGGAUGCUCUUGGAUGCCACAUUCUCUGAGUCAUUUGAGCGUGACACAAAGCGGCAGAGGACCUCGCACACCUUGGUUGACUGUAGCGGCUGCACCGGGUCUUGCCGGCAAGCAGCUGUCUGCACCCUCCUCUACGGCGUCUCAGAGUCCGGCAUUGCUGCCUGUUUGCAGGAUGCGCUUUGGCAGGUCUCGAAGCCUGCCUGGGUGUGGUACGCAGAUCUCCGCGUCGUGGCGGUCUGCCUUUUCGUUUUCAUCGUUUUGUCGCUCUUCCAGUGGCGGCGGAGGAUCCAGCAGAGCAGAGCUCUGGAGCUGCCGGCACCUCACGAAGAGGUGCCCAGUUGA
Symbiodinium sp. CCMP2592 is the source of this 1398-nucleotide messenger RNA. The record is from the annotation of a GenBank genome assembly. Lineage: Eukaryota; Dinophyceae; Suessiales; Symbiodiniaceae.